AUGGGUAGGCUCCUGUCGCGCCGGUUCUUCAGCCAGGCCGCAGCCGCCGCAGGGUCGCUGUCGUCGAGGACCGCUGGAGCUAGGCUGCAGGUGCGCCUUCAAUCUCAGAGGAGGAGCGUCAGUGACGCAGCUACUGGUGCUGGCAAUCGUCGUCGACUAGGAUUCCUGGGCAGGAUCGUUAUUAGAUCUGUAUCCUGCAUCUAUGGUCUUUCCCUUUGGUUUCCGGAGGAGAUUGAAGAACAAGCCGAGAAGUAUGCCCGUCCGUCACAGAUUGACUGGGUCGAAGCUGGUGUUGUUUCUCCGGUUGUGAGGAGUCAAAAAGAUUGUGGCUGCUGCUGGGCCAUGGCUAUUGUAGCCUCAGUCGAAGCAGCACACUACAUGAGGACCUUGCGGCCGAUCUCCCUCUCAGUUCAAGAGCUUCUUGACUGCAACAGAACAAACAAUGGAUGCGAAGGUGGCAGCACUCUUCGUGCUCUCUGGUAUAUUUGGCGAAAUGGACUCUCCAGUGACUCUUCCUACCCGUACAUGGCCCAGAGAAGUAUUUCCGGUUGCAAAAGGGACAAAACAGUAGCAGCAAGGAUAUCGGGCUAUGAAUUUGUCGACCAGAACGAGGAUGCCCUGGAGAAAGCGGUAGCGAAGCAGCCCGUGGUUGUCAUCUUAAAGAACACGGCUAAUUUGGAGAAUUAUAAAGGAGGCAUCAUGGAAUAUGAAGCCUUCCCACCAACUGUAACUAAUGAAGGGCAUUUGGUCUUGGUUGUCGGUUAUGGGAUGGAUUCCGACGGCAAUAAGUAUUGGCGCUUCAAGAACUCGUGGGGAGAGGGUUGGGGCGAGGGUGGGUUUGGGAGGAUCCGCAGACACGUUGCUGAUAAGCGAGGUGUCUCCGAAUGA
This is a messenger RNA of Lolium rigidum, 888 nucleotides long. Its product is annotated as ervatamin-B-like. NCBI's taxonomy places the organism in Eukaryota, Viridiplantae, Streptophyta, Magnoliopsida, Poales, Poaceae. Gene Ontology annotation, cellular component: lysosome. Bases 1 to 888 code for a protein of 295 amino acids. Gene Ontology annotation, molecular function: cysteine-type endopeptidase activity. The record is from RefSeq and is a predicted model, not a curated record. The transcript is spliced from 4 exons.